AUGGCCACAAUAUACCUUUGGCUGAGUCUGGUCCCGAUGAUCCUUGCCAAUAUUGUACUUGGUAAUAGUCUCACAAGAUUCGUUGGAGCAGGCCAUCUCUCAAACACCUUACGCUCCCGUGCUGCACUUCCAGUGAUGGAAAUACCAGAAGGUAGAGUGGCAAGAACAAAUGGCCAUACUCUGCAUAGUAAACGUCAGAGUUGUGGUCCUGGGAUUGGAAGCUGCCCAACAGGCUUCUGUUGCUCCGCUGAAGGGUGAGUUAGCACCCUUUCCCAUAGUUCGAUGAAGACAUCUAAAGUCAUUCUGAAAACUGCAGAGCUUGUGGUGAAGGAUCCAGCUUUUGUGCAGGUCCGGACUGCCAAUUUCUGUACGGUCCAGCAUGUGAUGCCAAUCAGAUUCCCUCUGGGAGUUCGACUUCUGGUAUUCCACGGACCAUUAUAGGAAGUAUACCAUAUGGCACGAGAAUCAAAAGCUGUAGCAGACCAAAUGUCGCUGCACUUACAUUUGAUGAUGGUCCAUAUAUCUAUACAUCGGCACUUCUCGACCUUCUUGAUCAAUACAAUGCUAAGGCGACAUUUUUCAUCAGUAAGUCAACAGACCCAUUUCAUGACAAAGAGUCUAAUUACUUCAAGCUGGGAAUAAUUUGGGAAAAGUUCCCAUAGAUAAUUGCACCACGGGCUACCCAGCCACUAUCAAAAGAAUGAAAGCCAGUGGCCAUCAAAUAGCAUCUCACACGUAAGUUGAAAGUAUUUUCCAUCAGUUCUCUAGAUCAUCCAGUUUUCCUUAACGACUCGACCUUUCUCUAUUUUGCCUAAGAUCCGCUUGGAACUUUCUUGAGGACAAACAAACUAACAAUGUAUAAAUUAGAUGGUCCCAUCAGAAUCUCAACAGCCUCUCUGCCGCCGACUUCAACAACCAGAUGAUCUACAAUGAAAUGGCUCUCCGAAAUAUUCUUGGAGUCAUUCCUACGUAUAUGAGACCGCCGUAUGUUGAUUGCAACGAUAGCUGCUUUGAUAGACUUCGAGAACUCGGAUAUCACGUAAUCUACUAUGAUCUGGAUACCUUCGACUAUGCGAACGAUUCCCCUGAUCUCAUCCAGAAUUCUAAAAACAACUGGGCAAAUUACAUCAAUCCACACCCCAAUAGUGUCCUCGAACUUAGCCAUGACAUACAUUAUCAAACGGUUUAUAACCUGACUAAGUUCAUGCUUGAUACCAUGGCAUUGGGUGGUUAUGGAACCUCAGUAACAGUAGGGACUUGCCUCAAUGAUCCUCCGGAGAAUUGGUAUAGAGCGGCAGGAUCUCCCAUCACCUACGGUCCUCCUCCUGCUUUACAAGUAAGCACUGAUGGCACAUGCGGAAAUGGAAUUACCUGUCAAGGAUCCACUUUCGGAAACUGCUGUAGCAAAUAUAAUCAUUGUGGAAGUCUUGAUGCUUGGUGUGGUGUCGGCUGUCAAACACAAUAUGGUAGUUGUGUUUUGUAA
This is a messenger RNA of Hymenoscyphus albidus, 1483 nucleotides long. Lineage: Eukaryota; Fungi; Ascomycota; Leotiomycetes; Helotiales; Helotiaceae. The record is from the annotation of a GenBank genome assembly.